Messenger RNA from Lolium rigidum, 1768 nucleotides. RefSeq names its product ASC1-like protein 1. Gene Ontology annotation, biological process: ceramide biosynthetic process. Gene Ontology annotation, molecular function: sphingosine N-acyltransferase activity. The record is from RefSeq and is a predicted model, not a curated record. The coding region runs from base 673 to 1440 and encodes 255 amino acids. Lineage: Eukaryota; Viridiplantae; Streptophyta; Magnoliopsida; Poales; Poaceae. The transcript has 5 exons. Gene Ontology annotation, cellular component: endoplasmic reticulum; membrane.
CUGACCCAGGCCUCCGUUAUUCAAUCGAAAGGUUCGUUCAUGGCUUUCUUGGCCAGAGGGGAAGCACUGAGCUUCAGAAGCUCACAUGCUUGCCGGUCUGCCCCAGCUCGAUUUGCGUCAGAAUCCAACUUAUCCGAUAACCUGAAAAAGGCAUUAGUAUUUUGUAGGUGACCUAAUCAUUUGAGUCUUCAAUUCUCUGCAAAAGUCUUAACCAUAAUAAAGCUGUUGUCCUGGAGUCCUCGUGUGUGUACUAGCAACUGCCAUGUGCGGAAGAGUAAUCUUCUCCAGAGUGGGCACUGAAAGUAUUGAAGUGGUCUGUUCACAAGCACGAGCAAAAUCUAUUGUGGACAUAAAUGCAUGAUCAUGUAGAAUCUUUUGGGAUAGUUGAGUUCGGCACCUGUGCUCUCAGGUUACCACUUUUGACGUAUAUUGAAACUUGACACUUAUUUGCCUGUUCAGGUCUCUUCAUUACUCAGAAAUUUUAAGCAGUUACAGUACUUAUUAUGCUUUUCAUACAUUUUUUCCAUAAGGAUGCUUUUCAUACAUGUUUGCAUAGACAGGUUGUUCAACAUUUAUUUUAAGUUUUAACCAAUAAAAAGAAUCCACUGACAAUGCACUUGCUGUUUUAUUCCUUUUCUUAUAUACUCGUUCCAGAGAGUUGCCAGGAAACUUAUGUUUGGGAAUGCACAUGAGAAGAAUCAUCAUAAAGCAGAGCAAACGAAAAAGAGGAUAAGAAAAUUCAAGGAAUCGGCUUGGAAGUGCAUUUAUUUCCUAUCUGGAGAGGUUUUGUCUUUGUUGGUCACGUAUAAUGAGCCUUGGUUCACAAACACCAAGUAUUUUUGGGUGGGACCUGGCGAACAGGUUUGGCCGGAUCAAAAGACAAAAUUGAAACUUAAGGCUGUCUAUAUGUAUGCUGCUGGAUUCUACACAUAUUCAAUAUUCGCACUUAUGUUCUGGGAAACAAGGCGUGCAGAUUUUGGUGUCUCAAUGUCGCAUCAUGUUGCAACUGUUGUGCUGAUAAUUUUAUCCUAUGUAUUCAGGUUUGCUAGAGUUGGUGCAGUUGUACUGGCAAUUCAUGAUGCAAGCGAUGUGUUUUUAGAAAUUGGGAAGAUGUCCAAGUAUAGCAAUUGUGAUUGGCUUGCAAAUGUUGCAUUUCUUCUUUUUGUUGUUUCAUGGGUUCUUCUCCGCCUCACAUAUUUUCCGUUCUGGAUUCUCAGAAGUACAAGCUAUGAAGUUCUGUUGACUCUGGAUAAGAAGAAGCACAAUUUUGACGGGCCAAUAUAUUACUAUGUAUUCAAUUCCCUUUUGUUUUCACUACUUGUUCUUCACAUAUAUUGGUGGGUUCUAAUAUAUCGGAUGCUCGUGAGACAAAUUAAGACAAGAAAUGUUGGAGAUGAUGUUCGAUCUGACUCUGAAGAGGAAGACGAGCAUGAAGAUUGACUGCUGUUGUGAUGAUAUAAAGGAACAUCAACACAUAUGUUACAGCUUAAUUUAUGUAUUCUUUUUCUGCAUUGUGGGAAUAUAAGAAUAUGUGAAGAUUGCUCUAGGAUCAUGUAUACACGACAUCAUGCAGUUCACCCCUUAGCUGUUAAUUACAGUCAUUUUUUGGGAAAAGAGGCAAUAUUUUUUGGCUGCUCACUCUGUAGAAAGACUAUAUAGUCAUUUAUGUACCAGCAAGGAAAGUGUACCAGAUAUUGAAGUGUUAGUUCCAACCUAGAAAGACUGAUUAUAUUCAAUUAUGCAAGUUUAAUUGAAGUUUCAGUUCCAA